Molecule: messenger RNA, 942 nt
Organism: Neopsephotus bourkii (Bourke's parrot)
Lineage: Eukaryota; Metazoa; Chordata; Aves; Psittaciformes; Psittacidae
Product: cysteine-rich protein 1
Exons: 5
Coding region: 111-344 (77 amino acids)
Biological process (GO): intrinsic apoptotic signaling pathway in response to DNA damage; regulation of gene expression
Molecular function (GO): zinc ion binding
Source: RefSeq, a predicted model, not a curated record
ACAUCUGGGCGGGGCGGGGCGGGGCGGCCGGGCAGUGACUCCGGCGGGGCCAGCGCGGAGCAUCCCACAGGCGGUGCGAGCGGCGGCCCGAGCCCAGCAGAGCCGAGACCAUGCCCAAGUGCCCCCGCUGCCAGAAGGAGGUCUACUUCGCCGAGAAGGUGACUUCUCUGGGGAAGGACUGGCACCGACCCUGCUUGAGAUGUGAGAAAUGUAACAAGACCCUGACAUCUGGAGGCCAUGCAGAGCAUGACGGCAAGCCAUACUGCAACCACCCCUGCUAUGCCGCCUUGUUCGGGCCCAAAGGGUUUGGCCGGGGAGGAGCUGAGAGCCACACAUUCAAGUAAACCUCAGGCUGGCUGUGACUCCCAGUCCUCAUGCCUGUGUUUCGGAGCAACCUGCUGGGUGCCAGCUCCUCCUCUCCACCAGCCCCAAACGACCAUCACCACCUGCUUAGCUCCAGCAGUGGAUGCCACAGGCUUUUGCUUUGUGGCCUAUCGGCGUUGACAACCUGUCCUGGAGCACUGUUGUUCAUGGGAUGUCUCUGCUCCCUGCCCAGCCUGACUUCAUCUGCCCCUCUCUUCCAUCCCUCUCCAGGUCUGACGGCCAAGGUUCCCAGCACAGCCUGAAGACAGCAUAAACACACUGCAACAGACAUGCAUUUUUGAUUUUAAUUCACUCUGUACUAGACUAGCACAUUAAAAGCAAUAAGUAACCAAGGCUAGGGCUGGUGUGGAGAGGGGCUCCGCUCCAGAUGGAGCGCUGCUGGGAUGGGAGCGUUGGACGCCCUGCCGGAUAGGAAAUUUGGCCUCUGUUGCUGAAGGCUGCCUGGAGAGGAGACCGCACCCUUCCAGCCAAAACCCAGCUCUGCUUCUGGCACCCAGCUCUCAUGGAUGGGCCCACAGUUGUAUUCUUAUUCUUUAAUAAACCAAAAGAUGCUUCCCC